UGGUUAAGGGCUUGUUUACUUUGAUGUCACAAAGUUCAGAUUUAAACUCAGUAAACUCUGGAAUCUAUCCACUGACGAAAGACUCUCCAACUAGCAGCAUACAGGUCAACAGAAGAGGACACCCAGAAUGCAGCUUCUACUCUGUGCACUUGUAUUAAGUCUCAUCACCAUGCCUGCCUUCUGUGGGGUCAAAGACAUAACUCAGCAUUUUAAUGAAGGAUCAGCUGAUCAGGCACAGGCAAGAGGAACACACAAUGAAGCAAAUGCUGAAACAGAAGCUGUCCACUGGGAAAACACUGUGACUAAUGAACUGAUCCAUGAAGAAGAGGAUUACUUAGACUUCGACAACAUUCUGGACAAUACAGACGAGGAGUAUGUAGAUUAUAUUGAUGCCAUUGAAACUAAUGACUCAGGAAAAGGAUCAGCCACUGAAGAUACAGACCCUCAAGCAAAGAGACUUCAACUUCUCAAACUCUUCCAAGGAAAAACCAGACUUCAACGUUUAAGCAUAGUCAAUGCAGAUUUUGCCUUUAACUUUUACAGAAGCCUGAAAAUUGCCAUUAACUCCUCAGAAAACGUAUUGCUGGCUCCUGUGGGCAUUUCUACCACAUUGUCCAUGAUGUCUCUUGGAUUAAAAGGAAACACAUGGCAACAGGUACUUGAUGUGCUGGGAUUUCAGGACUUUGUCAACAGUAGCACAAAGUAUGAAGUCAUAACAAUACACAAGCUUUUCCAAAAACUUACACAUCGCCUCUUCAGACGAAAGUUUGGCUACACAUUGCGUUCUGUGAACGAUCUUUAUGUUCAGCAAAACUACAACAUUUUGGACUCCUACAAGAACAGCACCAAGAAUUACUAUUUUGCAGAGGCCCAGUCUGUUGACUUUUCCAAUCCUGCCUUUAUUACAACAGCAAACAAACGCAUCAUGAAGCUUACAAAAGGCCUGAUUAAAGAGGCCCUGAAAACUGUGAAUCCUUUCACUGUGAUGAUGCUCUUGAACUGCCUCUACUUUAAAGGUUCAUGGGAAAACAAAUUUCCAGUUGCCCAGACACUCAUCCGAAGUUUCCGCCUGAAUGACAAGCAGACAGUUAAAGUUCCAAUGAUGCAGACCAAAGGUAACUUUCUUGCAGCUGCAGACCAUGAGCUUGAGUGCGACAUCCUGCAACUACCUUACGUAGGAAACAUCAGCAUGAUGAUUGCUAUUCCACGCAAACUGUCUGGAAUGCAACAACUAGAAAAGAAGCUAGAGCCAGCAGUAGUAGAAAAGUGGGUUAAAGCCAUGACCAACAGAACAAGAGAAGUGAUCCUACCCAAAUUUAAGCUGGAGAGGAGCUACGACCUGAAAGCAUACUUGGAGGGCAUGGGAUUAACUAACAUCUUUAGCAACCAUGGAGACUUUUCUGGCAUCUCAGACGAACAACUUCUUAUUAAUCUGUUUAAUCACCAAGGCACAAUAACUGUGAAUGAAGAAGGAACUGAGGCUGCAGCUGUGACAACGGUUGGUUUCAUGCCACUGUCAACCCAGAUCCGCUUCGUUGCUGAUCGUCCCUUUAUGUUCUUCAUUUAUGAGCACCGUACCAACUGCCUGCUGUUUAUGGGUCGUGUCUCCAAUCCUGCUAUCAUGUGAUAUCUGCUAAGACCAAGAAUUCUCCCACAGCACUGUACCAGCAAAUGUUCAAGUUUUAUAUGUUUUUUUUUUUUCCUUAUAUAUGUUCUGGUUUCUUGUCUUUCCUAGAAUAAAUUACUACUCUGAAAGAACAUCUGAUGAACAGAAAGUCGGAGUGAUGAAAAAUAUGAAAGACAAACAAGACCAAAAAUGUUCACUGUUAAAUAUUUAGACCACUGAUAUGCAUUACGUUAAUAGCAAGAGCACCAAACUUGAAUUAGGUUACCUCUGUACUAAUGAGCCCCAUUAAAUGGUUGCAAUAAAAAUCAUCUAAUCCUAAGCCCUUCAGAAGUGGAGACUUCUGUAUUAGUCCACUUCUGUAUUAGUCCACCUAUCCUGAGCUAUGAGGGUUUGUCCAUUUUCCACUGGUGAAGAGACAGCCAUGUUUCCCAUCUGCUGAUGACCUAGUCUUCGGCUGUCCAGCUGUGUGUGUGGACACUGUUCACUCUGCAAUUUAUCGGUACCUCAUCAUCACAAGCUUGGACACGACAACAGUUUAGUGUUUAACAGUAAUAUUUUUAUAAACUAUAAUUAUGUCAUGUCCUAGACAAACAAUGCAUACCAGUGUCCCACCUCUGCUAUGAUCUUGUGGCCAUACAUAAAAGUUACUCAGAAAAAGGCUUUGUGAAUAAAAUCCAAAACACAUUCUCUGACAAAAAAUAACCAAGAAUGAGUUCUAGGGUCUCUGCUGCCACUUUAUAAAAAAGAACGAAACCUGAAUAUCCUUCAUUAUUUAUUUCCACGACUUGCAUGAGACAGCAACAAAAUUCAGACGUGGACUUAAUUUCACUGUGUUUUAAGAGGGGAACUGUGGAAGGCAUGAUGGAUUUUUGAAAUAACAGAAAGUUAAGCAGCAAAAAGUGCUGCCAGAAAUCAUUACAUAAGAAUAACAAUUGUGAAAAAAAUGCCACAGCAACUUUGUGCAAGAUGCAAUGUUUACUUAACAGACCAGCAUGGAUACAGUAGUGCCAUAUGUGAGCAUUUACAUACUGUAUGGGUGAACUACCAAAGUAAGAAUGAAAAGAUCUCCCUUUGAAUUGCAUUUCAUAAUAAAGAUACACUGAAACGUA
Messenger RNA from Protopterus annectens (West African lungfish), 2736 nucleotides. It is a transcript of the gene SERPIND1, whose product is annotated as serpin family D member 1. Gene Ontology annotation, biological process: blood coagulation; negative regulation of endopeptidase activity. The record is from RefSeq and is a predicted model, not a curated record. Gene Ontology annotation, molecular function: serine-type endopeptidase inhibitor activity. The coding region runs from base 128 to 1627 and encodes 499 amino acids. NCBI's taxonomy places the organism in Eukaryota, Metazoa, Chordata, Ceratodontiformes, Protopteridae. The transcript is spliced from 5 exons.